Messenger RNA from Sitophilus oryzae (rice weevil), 840 nucleotides. RefSeq lists its product as uncharacterized. Gene Ontology annotation, biological process: DNA integration. NCBI's taxonomy places the organism in Eukaryota, Metazoa, Arthropoda, Insecta, Coleoptera, Curculionidae. The coding region runs from base 1 to 840 and encodes 279 amino acids. The transcript has a single exon. Gene Ontology annotation, molecular function: nucleic acid binding. The record is from RefSeq and is a predicted model, not a curated record.
AUGCAACAUGUCACAGCUUAUAUUUUCAGAUUUACAAUAGCCUGUCAGAAAAAUUCUAGUCGCAUUGAAGGGCCUAUAAGUGUGUCAGAGUUGCGUUGCUCUUUGAAAUCUCUAAUUAAAGCAGCACAAAAUCAAAGUUUUCCUGAAGAAAUUUCAAGGUUGUUGGAUAACAAGGGCCUACCGGAUAGCAAUGUAUUAAGUAAAUUAAAUCCAUUUUUGGACGCUAAUGGCAUUCUUCGGGUGGGUGGUCGCUUGAAACAUUCCGAUUUCCCAAGGGAAAAGAAACACCCUAUUCUAUUACAUUCGAAUCAUCAUUUCACAAAAUUACUUUUUGAAUAUGAGCAUGCUAUUUUACUUCAUCCAGGUCCGCAGUUACUCUUAGCACAUAUCCGUGAAAAAUAUUGGCCGAUCAGAGGCAGAAAUCUAGCACGUAAAAUAUCUAUAAAGUGUUUACGCUGUUUUAAAUUUAAACCAGAAUUAGUUCAACCAAUUAUGGGUGAACUUCCUCGCGAAAGAGUCACUCCUAGUAGUCCAUUUUAUAUAACUGGCAUAGAUUACGCAGGGCCAUUUUUUAAAGCGCAAUCGAAAACUCAAGACAAAUGUUAUGUGGGAGUUUUUAUCUGUUUUUCCACGAAAGCAAUUCAUCUCGAGCUCAUAUCAUCUUUAUCUUCAAAAUCUUUUAUCCAAGCAUUGCGUCGUUUUACCUCUAGACGGGGCAAACCUUAUAAAAUUCUCUCGGAUAACGGAACCACGUUUGUUGGUGCUAAAAGAGAGCUCGGUCAAUUUCUAAAACAAAAUGCAUCCAAUUUAAUUGACUUAUGUGCUAACGAUAAAAUUUAG